Molecule: messenger RNA, 705 nt
Organism: Hydractinia symbiolongicarpus
Lineage: Eukaryota; Metazoa; Cnidaria; Hydrozoa; Anthoathecata; Hydractiniidae
Product: zinc metalloproteinase nas-6-like
Exons: 6
Coding region: 1-660 (219 amino acids)
Biological process (GO): proteolysis
Molecular function (GO): metalloendopeptidase activity; zinc ion binding
Source: RefSeq, a predicted model, not a curated record
AUGUUCAAUGUUGAAGAUCAUGCGAAACUCAUUCAUUCAGCUAUCAAAGAGUUUGAAAAAACAACAUGUCUCUCGUUUGUAAAGAAAAGAAAAUGGCAUCAACACUACAUUGUUUUCAAAUCGGGUCACAUAUGUUCUUCAAACAUUGGGAGACAGUAUUGGAGCAAAACAGGACAAGAUGUGACAUUAGGUCGUCAUUGCAUGCAAAAGAGAAAAUGCAGCAUAAGAGACCAUGUCAAAACCAUACGAAAGGAUUCGUAUGGUUUUAACAACCUCAAAGAAUAUUCUCUCCUUCUGACAAUCUCAACAGGGAAGAAAAAAGGCGUAAUUGUGCACGAAAUUAUGCAUGCACUUGGAUUUUGGCACGAGCACACCAGAAGUGAUCGAGACAAAUAUGUUGAAAUAAUGUGGGAAAAUAUCGCACAAGGUGAGGAAGACGACUUCGAACGUCAAGAUGGAUUCCAUACGGACAACAUGGACUUCAAAUACGAUUAUCAUUCCGUACUACAUUACGACAACUACGCUUUUUCGACCAAUCGGAGACAAACGAUCAAAGCUAUAUUGAAAGACAGAUUGAAGUUAGGAAAUACCAUGGGACUAAGCCCAGGAGAUGUUUUAAAAAUUAACAAGCUUUACAACUGCCAAGGUAAUUGUUGUUAACAUAAAUUAAUUGACAUCAUGACAUUUAAUUUGUUGAACAUUAAA